AACAAGAAUAAAUCUGCUAUCAUUUGAAUGCUCAGCAAGGAGCAAUGUCCUCAGGUGCAAGCCCACUAAUUACGCCGAGCCCCAAACACAGCGACAAUUUUCCGAGUUCCUCUCGUCGCAAUAGCCAAUCCUGCCGCAGAAGUGGUCAUGCACAACACGACCCUAACGAUCCCACCUGCAGCUGGCACCAGAGCCCAGUCACAACGUGGACGGUGCGAAGUCGAUUUCUCCUAAAAGUCCAAAACGCAUUCUACUGCGCUUUCUGCCUCUACAUCGUUGUCGUGGUGCUCAUUGGCGCAGUCCUGCUGUACGUUUCUGAAAACGAUUUCUUCGACGAGAAAUCCAACUCAUCAUCACCUCCAACCACGCAUAAGCAUAACAACGGUCAAGGGCGUGGGCCUUUGGCUUUGCCUGCGAACACUAAAUCAACUUCGGGCAUUCAUUGGCUCCUGGCUGAAGAUGCACAUCAGAAUUUUCCCACACACUUUCACCUCAAUACGACAGCGCUUCAACAACAACAACAGCGAGGAGACAUACGGAAUGCAGGCGAACGAGAAAGUGCCGACCGGAAGGCGGACUAUGAAGAGCAGGCAACCGACUAUGAAGAGGAGCUCAGCGACGGCGCCAACCUUGUGCCGUCAUCCGUACAAAUGCACACGACGUUGCGCACUAGACGAGGACGAUCAUCAGAGGCAAGCAGCGUCGCUAACAAGCUCGGCACUAGAAGAAGUGCCACGAAUUUUCAGAAAGCCUCCUUGUCAUUCUCAAAUUUGGCAGCGGAACCCCCGAUGACUUCGUCAACCAGGUUUCCAGAUAUCCCUAGCGCUCCUGCUUCCACGACACCAAUUAUCACCCAAACCAGGGAAUUGCGCUUGACGAUGGUGGACGCUUUCUUCUAUUCGAUGUCGUGUGUGACACAGGCGGGACUGAGCGUUACUGACUGGCCAAAAAGUCGAUGGACGACUCAUGUGAUUUCGUUGUGCUUGAUGUUACUUGGCUGUGCGCCACUUCUCGCAUUGGGUCCACCGCUAUUGCGGAGAUACAACUUUGAGAAGCAGCAUAGGACACUGAGGAAGAUGCAACGCUUGCGAGAUCUUCAAGCGCAAAAUGCAGCAACCUUACAGGAGCCGAGAGCCGGACCGUCUCUCGGAACAGACGCGGUGGAACCAGGAAGAGCAUCAUCUGCUUCACAACCGCCAAACUUACCGAGUGCUGCAGGUCAAGGUGAUGCUCUUCGAGGUAACAGCAGCACAAGCACUCGUGCAACGCAUGAUAGCCACGUGCUCGAAUCAGAGGUAGAGGAGAUGGUCUCGACACCUCCACCAGCUUACCCUUUAGAGUAUUUCGCAUUGGGCGUUAUCAUCCGCGUCACGAUCCUGUACUGUGUCGUCUUCAUGCUUGGCGGCUUCGCACUGCUCUACGUGUCGUAUCAUCAUUUAGCACCGGAUACCCACAAUGGUCACGACUUGCCUCCAAGAGACGGAACGUGGAGGACAAUUUUUUACGCAGCUGUCUCGGCAUUUUGCAAUAACGGCUUGACGCUGAGCGAGAACUCGAUGCUCGGGUAUCCAAGAGCGUUUCUCCUUACUGCGGGCGGACUGAUUUUAGCAGGGAAUACAAUGUUCCCGGUGCUGCUACGAUGGUACCUACUGGUGCUGCAUUGGUAUUUGGAUGCCCGGACAGCACAGGGAGGCACAGUUCCGUCGUCCUCUGCUGCGAAUGCCAAUCUUACAAAUCAACUACGACCACCUCCGUCCACAUCUUCCUCGGACAGUGUUGUAGCACCGCUGGAAUCUUCGACACGCACAGAAAAACGCGCAGUAGCGUUCCUGCUCAAGCACCCACGACGAGUGUUUACUCAUCUCUUUCCACAAGUGCACACUGUGUGGCUGUUUCUCACCGUGCUUGCCCUCAACACCACGUGCACUGUCAGUAUACUGAUAUUCGAGGCCGGCGACUACGACAUGUGGACAUGUCUCUUCCAGGCCUUCGCGACGCGGACAGCCGGUUUCUCAGCGUUGCCGCUGAGGGAUCUGUGCUUAGCUAACAAUCUUCUUCUGUGCAUCUGGAUGUAUAUAGCCGCAUCGCCAACCACAGUCGUGAUGCGCCGCACAAGAGUAAGAGAGUCGGACCGAAUAAAGAGAAGCGCUUUUUCAUCUGGGCGCCGUUACAGGGCCCGUGGUGCUCGUGCACGUUGCAAUGAGGCGAGAGAGGCGUUCCUUCAGCAACAGCAGCAAGUUUUGCUUGAUUCUGUGCCGAUGCCAGGAAAUGCUUUCUCGAUGGUGAACGAGUAUACCUCACCUGGAGAACAAAAAGCACUUACUAAAUCAGGAGGACAAAAGCUUGCGGAACUUAAAGCCGUUCAAAUACAACCACGGACUGGAAAUGGUUGGCAUGAUGACCAGUGGCAGCUUUCACCAACCGCGACAACCAUGACUGGCGAUUUAGGUAGUUCGCGCAGCGACACCUUUUCAUUAAGCGGCGCAGUGUGGUCACCGAUAGAAAGCAGUAGCAGUAUUACCACAGACAUUGUAGCAAGAACUGCAGAUAGUGCAGUUUGUCAGAGCGAUGAACUAGUGUCCGGACCAACAACAAAUUCUACGACCUCAUCGCAAACAGAAAGACAAAAUCAUAAUCAUGCAGACCGAUAUCUACUUUUGCAGAGUUCCGCCUCGGUUUCUAGCAGUGUUGUCUCAACACCUAUGACUCUUGUUUCGUAUGAAGCUGGGGACGAAUUUCCGCGUACCGGAGGUCUCAACACUAUUUACCUUCCUGACCCGACGAUUUCUAGUUUUAACCGAACCACCAGAGAGGAAGAUCAUAACUCAACGUUCGUGAGCACUGCUACUGCAUCAUCAUCUUGUUCCUCUGUAGCGUCUAGCUCAACUAGUGGCUCAUGCUCUGAAAUAGACAUUACGGGAAAGGCGGAGGGUGUCGAGGACGACACAGUCGAACCCAAUAGCAUCCGAGCACAAGCUUGGCACUAUCUUGGCCAAGAUGUAUCGGCACUCUUGCUUCUCACCUUUUCCAUUUGCUUAGCCGAACGGCACCGAUUCCGUCAAGCAUCGGACGCCGGCGACGCAGACAGCUAUCGCUACAACGUCUUUUUCAAGUUCCUCUACGAAAUUGUGUCAGCGUAUGGCACUGUCGGGCUAAGCCUAGGCGGCGGAAGCGCAGUGAACCUCGCAAGGGAAUGCAGUUUUUCAGGCAGUUGGACGCCGACAGCCAAGCUCCUCCUGUGUCUAGUCAUGCUGCUGGGAAAACUACGAGGGCUGCCGGACAGCAUCGACCCCUCGGUUAAAAUACAUGCCAACACGACAAGCUAUUCUACUAAAGACGAGCACAGGAAUCCUUCACAAGUAAUAAACACCAAUAUCCUAGUCGAGAACACAUCAACUCCACCCGGGGAGCGCCUGCUCGGCGAAGGAGCAGCUCCUGUGCUAAACCCACUAGCGUCGGAUGUAGACCCUUCUUCAAGAACUCCUCCUGCACCAAGCCCGGACGUGAAUGCGUAUGCGCAUGCAGCUCGGGAAAGCGUCAACUCGACGGCAGCCAGUGAUCCGUGAAACCUGGACCUUUUCAUUUCAGAUCUCAGGCCAAAAUCAGACUCUACUUGACUGAAUGAAAUCUAAAGACCAAAAAUGAAUGAACCUGUGUAUUAUCCAAUUUUGUGAUGUAGUUCACGUUGUUUUAUUGUUAUCACCACCAUAGUUUACAGGAUGGGGAUACAUUUUUGCCGAGUUGCUUCUUGACAACGAGAGUGAAGCACGCAGGAGCUUUCACUGCGAGCGCCGCAUCUACCUUGACGAAAAUGAAUUUUAUUCUUAUACGAUUUGGACUUGCGCUAAAUUGAUUUGAUGCUCCUUUGCGUGAAAAAAAUAACGAAUUGUAAUCAAAGGAAUCUCAUACGACUGCGAUGCUGGGAACAAAUAACAUUAUCGAUG
Molecule: messenger RNA, 3944 nt
Organism: Amoebophrya sp. A25
Lineage: Eukaryota; Dinophyceae; Syndiniales; Amoebophryaceae
Source: the annotation of a GenBank genome assembly